Habropoda laboriosa is the source of this 1771-nucleotide messenger RNA. RefSeq lists its product as uncharacterized. The record is from RefSeq and is a predicted model, not a curated record. The coding region runs from base 227 to 1771 and encodes 514 amino acids. Lineage: Eukaryota; Metazoa; Arthropoda; Insecta; Hymenoptera; Apidae. The transcript has 6 exons.
GAUCUACGUGUCGGUUCAACAAAAACAAAUUUGAGGUGUGGCCUGAAGGCGGAGGGAUGCUAUUGCCUGCAGAAAAGAGAUGGCACACAGUAUGUGUAGACAAUGGCUGGCAAACAAAUGAAGCAGUUACUAGGUUCAAUGAAUAACGAAUGGUGGUUAAUAACAGAUCAGUUAGGAAAGAUCGUCGGCAGGCAGGAAGGAGUAAACAAUCGAGUGUGCCUAAGUAAUGAGCGAGACUCGGCAUCAUCUUCACUCGGUUUCGGACUUAUAUGCAGCCGACGAGAUAGAAGUACUUCUCUUAGAAGAGAUUCGUGACCUGGAAUUACCAGCCUCUGCAUAUUCUAGACCUGAGGACAUUCAGGACUUUGACAUUGCAGGCAGCAGAACAGGGGAGCAAAUUGGCUCCCAACCUUUGGAGCUGGAUUCACCAGGGGUCCAUUCAACAGUCCAUUCAUGGGACUCACAUGCUAAUUAUCAUGGUCAUUAUGGCUAUGGUGACCACCAUGGCUCUUCCUCUAAUGCUUUGGCCUGGCCAAGAGCAAGUCAUUUGGUUCUAUAUUGUGACAUACAGGGGCACCUUAAAACAGCUAUUGGUGUUGUUAGACUUUUACUACUUAUAUCGUCUGCAGCGUGUUUGGCAACAUUAUGCAGCUCCGGCACUGCCAAGGUCAGCUUAUUUAUGUUGCCUUUAGUCGGGCGGCUGCGUUUCAUGAUCUUUGUAGCAGUUUUCUGUUUUUUGGUCACUGCAUUGCUCCUCUUCCUUGAUAUUUCGCAUGUUAUCUAUGUUUUUCCUUUCAAUUGGGCUAAAUUGAAUGCUUGGGUAUUCACUGGUAUAGGCUUAUCUUAUGCCUUGAGUAGUGCAUUAUUAGCAUGUGCUAUAUGGGAAUAUCACAGUGGCGGCUGGGUGCCAAAACGCACUCGUUCUCAGUUGUCUGCCGCGGCAGCACUUGGACUAUCAUGUGCUCUUUUAGCAUUCUUACUUUCAUGGAUACAUAGUCGCAGUGGAUCAAAUUGUAGAAGUCCAGAUAGUCGUAAUCAUACGCCAACUCAACUUUAUAAGCCUGUUGACAAUUCUUCCUCUUCUGGAGUUACUCUCAAAGAGCGCAGUCCUAAAAGGCCUGCUUCAUGGGUUGUGAAAAAUCAACAGUCGAAGAAACAAAAUGCAGACAGUGAUACAAACACAAAUAACGGUCAUCACGAUAAUCAUGCCAAAUAUAAGCACGGUGCUAACAGAAAAGAUCAUUGGGCUUCUGCGCGGGAACAUUUCUUACCUUCCCAAGAAAAUGAAAAUAUUCAGAGAGAUGAUAUUGAUAUUGAAAGGAAAAGAAGAAGACGAAGAAGAGACGGUGAUAGUAGUUCAACAGGUGACGGAAAUUUAAUAAGUACCAAAACCGAUAGUGGUCAUAUUACAGAAGAGAAAAAACCUAGACGGGUACCGCGAAAAUUACCUCUGCAGUCGAUAGAUCAAUCCCGACCUUGGCCUGGUGCUGAGCACAGAAGCAGUGGUUCUAUGCAAGUUAGAAAUAAAACUUUACAAAUGCCAGUGAACAAUAACGCACAGGACUAUUGUGGCAUAGAUGAAUCUAGUUCAAUGCAAGUGACUCAAAAUGGUUUCCACUGGGAAAUGGAAUGUACAUCCAGCAACAGUAUGGAAAAAGCAGCAGAAAUAGCUAUGGAUCGCACUGCCAUGUGGUCUGGACAAUGGCAUCCACCACCUGAUGACGUUCAACCUUGUUCUAGCAAAACUAUUGAUCCUUACAGCUUUGCCUGA